Helicoverpa zea (corn earworm) is the source of this 7058-nucleotide messenger RNA. RefSeq names its product multidrug resistance protein homolog 49-like. Gene Ontology annotation, molecular function: ABC-type transporter activity; ATP binding; ATP hydrolysis activity. NCBI's taxonomy places the organism in Eukaryota, Metazoa, Arthropoda, Insecta, Lepidoptera, Noctuidae. The record is from RefSeq and is a predicted model, not a curated record. Gene Ontology annotation, cellular component: membrane. Bases 258 to 4202 code for a protein of 1314 amino acids. The transcript has 26 exons. Gene Ontology annotation, biological process: transmembrane transport.
GCCUCGCGCCGCGGUUGACCCGCGAUAAGCGCAUUAAAAAAACCUACUCGGUAUCGCGCGGGAAAAUAGUGACAGUUCGAUUUUUUAAUUCCAUAGUCAACGUCAGAUAUUAUUUGUAAAAUCUCGGACAUUGUGACAGAGAUUUUUUAAUUUAAUUAAAUAGUCAAAGUCAGUUUUUUUUUUGUAAAAUCUCGGUGUUGCGCGGGACUUUUUGACAGUUUGAUUUUUUAAUUCUUUAGUCAAAGUCAAAGGCAGUGAUGAAGGGCCAAUGUAAAAGAUUUGUUAGCCAUAAGGGCAAGGCGUAUGAUGUUCGGCCAACCAAAGAGGAUGAUGACAAUAUAGGAUUUUUUGAUUUGUGGCGCUACGCAACACUCCUAGAGCGUAUCGUCUCGCUCUGCGCAGCUUCGCUCGGAGCGCUCAGUUCGCUCGGCACGCUCGCAGCAGUGGUGGCAUACGGCGAGCUGACUGCGCUCUUCGUAAAACGACAUACGGCUGCGCGGGCGGCGCCUGACGCGUAUCUGUUGAGAGCGUUCGGUGGGGGACGGAUUGUCCCCGAUGGUAACAGAACUCUACACAUGGACGCGCUAGAAGAGGACAGCAUAGCGUUCGCGUUAGCGAGCGUCACUAUCAUUGCACUGCAUCUUACUGCUGCUGCUGCAGCCGUCGCGCUUGCGCAGUGGGCCGCUGCUAGAAUGGUGACACGGAUGCGGCUGCAACUGCUGCGCUCAGUUAUCAGUCAAGAGAUUGCGUUCUUCGACACAAACACUACCAUGAACUUCGCUACUACACUCACUGAAGACAUGGAAAAGUUCAGCGGCGGUGUAGGCGAGCACGUAGCCAUGACAGCAAACCUACUCGGCACUGUGGUUCUGGGCGCUGCGCUAGCACUCGCGUACGGCUGGGAGCUAACGCUGGCUGGCCUCUCUGUGGUGCCGCUGUCUCUGGCCAUAGCUGCUGUUGUCGCUAAGUAUCAAACAAAAUGCUCGAGUAAGGAGGUGACGGCGUACGGCACGGCUGGGAGGAUCGUGGAGGAAGCACUCGCAGCUAUACGUACUGUGAGGGCGUAUGGUGCUGAGGAACAAGAGGUUGAGAGAUACACAUCCUCCCUCUCCUCUGCUGCCCACUUCGCGCGUCUCCGCGGCAUAUGGUCAGGCGCUGGUGCAGGCGCCGGCUGGCUGCUGACCUACGCUCUCAAUGCUAUAGUCUUCGCGUAUGGUGCUCAGCUCUGCGUCAGGGAUAUGGAUCUCCCUGUUGAGGAUCAGGAGUAUCACCCUGGAAUUAUGGUCACUAUCCUCUUCCUAACCUUCAUGUGCGCCCAGAACGUUGCCAUGUGCCACCCUCACCUCGAGAUGUUCAGCUCAGCCCGAGGCGCCGCUCGCUCCAUCUACCGGCUCUUGAGGAGGAAGACUGCUAUAGACGCCAUGGCUGGUCAGGGCAUCAGACCUCGGACCUUCAGGGGAGAUAUUACCUUUGAGAAUUUGUACUUUAAUUACCCGUCGAGGCCUGAUGUUAAGGUCCUCCGCGGCCUCUCCCUCCGCGUCCACGCAGGCGAAACAGUAGCUCUAGUAGGAGGCUCCGGCUGCGGCAAGUCCACGUUACUGCAGCUGCUGCAGCGCCUAUACGAGCCUGAUAGCGGUCAAGUCACAGUGGACGGACACCCGCUGAAAGCGCUUGAUUUGCAUCAUUUUAGGACUAGUAUUGGUGUGGUAGGCCAAGAACCAGUUCUCUUCACGGGCACCAUCCGCGAGAACAUCGCGUUCGGCCUGAGUGACGUCACGGACGAAGACGUCAUCGCGGCUGCCACCACUGCCCAUGCUCACCAGUUCAUCACCAAGCUUGCUAAUGGUUACGACACAAUGCUGACGUCAGGAGGCACUCAGUUGUCAGGCGGACAGAAGCAGCGUCUAGCGAUCGCUCGCGCAGUGUUGCGCAAACCUGCCAUACUGCUGCUUGACGAGCCCACCUCCGCGCUCGACCCGGCGGCUGAGAGACAGGUACAAGCAGCACUAGACUCAGCGAGCGCGGGCCGCACUACACUAGUAGUCUCCCACCGACUGUCCACUAUAGUGAACGCGACCCGCAUCGUGUGUGUAGAGCAAGGCGCGGUACUGGAGCAAGGGUCACACAGGGAGCUGAUGGAGAAGAAGGGCAUGUAUUGGCGGCUGACGCAGGAUGAUUUGACUAAUAAGAGUAUAGCAGCCACAUUAUCUUCAGAGCCUGAACUAGACGACGAUGACGUCACGGCUGCUGAUGAUGUUCAGCACUUCAAGAGAUGCAUUAGUCGACAGUCUACACGGGAUUCAUAUCGCUUCACUCGCAGCAGUAUUCGCAUGAGCACCGUGUCAUCUGCUCACGUUCCGCACGCCGCCGCCGACGCGCUCAACCAUAUCGAGCACGUAGAGGAGGAACUCGAGCAAUCAGAAGAAGAGGAACCAUCAGUAUCAAGCUGGUCACUGCUGCAGCUCAACGGUCCGGAAUGGAGACUGCUGGCGGGCGGUGCCCUGGCCUCGCUGUUAGUGGGAGCUGCCAUGCCUGCCUUCGCGUUGUUAUUUGCUGAAUUAUAUGCUAUGUUCGGGCUCUCAGACAAGGCAGUAAUUCUCUCACAAUCACAACGCUACGCGCUACUCUUCGCCGGGGUAGCGGCGGCAUGCGGGCUGGUCACCUUCCUGCAGUCGUGGCUCUUCAACCUCGCUGGCUCCAGGCUCACUGACAGGCUCAGGAAGCUUACGUUCCAGAACUUUCUUAUGCAGGAACAAGGCUGGUUCGACCUGACGCAGAACUCAGUGGGCGCUCUGUGCGCGCGACUCGCCACCGACUGCGCCGCCGUACAGGGUGCUACAGGUACUCGUCUCGGCACGGUGCUACAAGGCGCCAGCACGAUGGUGCUGGGCGUGGGGCUGGCGAUGUUCUACUCUUGGAAGAUGACUCUUGUUAGUCUACUGUCUGUGCCCUGUGUGAUGGGCGGCAUCUACCUAGAGGGCUACGUGAACAAGCGAGCAUCUCACCUGGAGCGCGGCGCGCUGGAGCUGGCCGCGCGCCUGGCGAGCGAAGCUGUCCUGCACGUGCGCACCGUGCAUUCGCUCGGUGUAGAACAAACAAUCCUCUCGCGCUACACAGCAGCGUUAACCGAAGCAAACUCUCGCUCUGCGCCCGCACGUCGCGUACGAGGGCCUGUGUACGGCGUAUGUGUGUGUGCACCCACACUAGGAUACGCCGUGUCUCUGGCUUAUGCCGGACAUCUGAUAGCGAGAGAGGAUUUGCCGUAUCAGUAUGCUAUACUUGUAUCAGAAGCUCUAAUCUACGGAGCCUGGAUGCUGGCAGCAGCACUAUCAUUCGCGCCAAGCUUCGCGGCCGCGCGUCGCUCCGGAGCUAGAAUCAUCACGGCGCUAGCCAGAAAGCCUGCUGUGGUUACUCAGAGCAGUGCGCAGGAGUUGAGUGAUUGGUCAGCUACAGGCGACGUGCACUUCUCAAACAUAACAUUCGGCUACCCGACGCGUUCCGGCGCCGUGCUCCGAGGUCUCUCCCUCCGUGUAGCUGCGAGGCAGACUGUAGCCCUGGUGGGCAGGUCUGGUUGUGGCAAGUCUACAUUACUGCAGCUGCUACUGAGGAGCUAUGACCCUGAUAGUGGAGAAAUUAUACUGGACGACAAAAACAUAACCCGCGAUAUCUCCCUCCCGACCCUACGCGCUCAACUAGGCCUGGUUCAGCAAGAAACGGCUCUCUUCUCCCGCACCAUCAGAGAGAACAUCGCGUAUGGAGCGACGAGUGCGAAUGCUUCCCUCGAUGACGUGAUCGAGGCAGCUAAGCAGGCUAACGUGCACGGUUUUGUGGCGGGAUUGCCUAUGGGUUACGACACAGUACUCGGCGGUGGCGGCUGCUCUUUAUCAGGAGGACAGAAGCAGCGCGUCGGCAUCGCUCGCGCCUUACUGCGUCGCCCGCGCAUCUUACUGCUGGACGAGCCCACCUCCGCGCUGGAUGCCGCCAGCGAACAGGUAGUACAAGCAGCUCUCCAGGCUGCAGCAGCAGACCGUACCACCAUCAUCAUCGCGCACCGCCUCGCCACCGUCAGGCACGCUGACGUCAUCUGCGUCAUCGAUAAAGGCGUAGUAGCAGAGAGCGGGUCACACGACGAGCUGGUGAAGCGACGAGGUAUCUACUGGACACUGUUACAGCAACAAGCCGGCGACGGACGACCCACGUAACAUUACUUGGAACUUGUAAAAUAGCGUGUAACUUGUAACGUAUCGAGUAACACAGCAUGUAACGUAACAUGUAACGAGUAACUUGUCACGCUAUAUGUAACGUAACCUGUUACCUUGUGUGACGUCUAACCUUUACGUGUAUCACUGCUUGUGACGUCAUGUUUAACAUAGCGAGUAACUUGUAACGGGUAAUGCUACAUGUAACGUAUCGAGUAGCACAGGCAACGUGUAAGAUAUCAUGUAACAUAAUGUAUAACUAGUAACGAAACGUAUCUUAAGCUGGGUACUCACUUAGAAGUGUAGCACGGAACGUAUCAGAUACGGUAUCAACCUGCAAGUGGGUUCGGCUCGUCCACGGUCGUCACGAGCACACUGCGAGCCGCCUGUGUUGGCAGUGAAGCCGCCACUCGGCGGGCACUGCGAGCGUCCAGCGCUCCACGCGCGAGCGGCUCGCAGCGGGCUCGUGCCUACGUACUCACUACACGAGCACACUGCGAGCCGCCUGUGUUGGCAGUGAAGCCGCCACUCGGCGGGCACUGCGAGCGUCCAGCGCUCCACGCGCGAGCGGCUCGCAGCGGGCUCGUGCCUACGUACUCACUACACGAGCACACUGCGAGCCGCCUGUGUUGGCAGUGAAGCCGCCACUCGGCGGGCACUGCGAGCGUCCAGCGCUCCACGCGCGAGCGGCUCGCAGCGGGCUCGUGCCUACGUACUCACUACACGAGCACACUGCGAGCCGCCUGUGUUGGCAGUGAAGCCGCCACUCGGCGGGCACUGCGAGCGUCCAGCGCUCCACGCGCGAGCGGCUCGCAGCGGGCUCGUGCCUACGUACUCACUACACGAGCACACUGCGAGCCGCCUGUGUUGGCAGUGAAGCCGCCACUCGGCGGGCACUGCGAGCGUCCAGCGCUCCACGCGCGAGCGGCUCGCAGCGGGCUCGUGCCUACGUACUCACUACACGAGCACACUGCGAGCCGCCUGUGUUGGCAGUGAAGCCGCCACUCGGCGGGCACUGCGAGCGUCCAGCGCUCCACGCGCGAGCGGCUCGCAGCGGGCUCGUGCCUACGUACUCACUACACGAGCACACUGCGAGCCGCCUGUGUUGGCAGUGAAGCCGCCACUCGGCGGGCACUGCGAGCGUCCAGCGCUCCACGCGCGAGCGGCUCGCAGCGGGCUCGUGCCUACGUACUCACUAGCUACCGUAUCUGAUACGUUACGUGCUACACUGCUAAGUGAGUACCCAGCUUUAUAUCGUAUAGUGUAACACAUAUGCAGUUUCAGAAAGAUCCAUCAAAGUUAAAGCUUCUUUAAUAAAUCUAUUGCUGACUGUGUUUUUGCUAACGAGAUAAAAAGUGUUAGCAAUAGAUUUAAUUUUAAUGAAUUUUUCUGCAACUAACGGAUAGCCUGAUACUUGUAAGGAGUAACUUGUUACGUAGCGUGUUACUUGUAAUGUAACGUAUACGUGUAACAUGUUGCAGAAACUGCUCGACUGACACCUACGCUGGGUGGUUUUCAACUUCAGAAUAUUUAAGUAAUUUAUGUGAUCUAAGUAGAAUUUUCAAUAGACAGUAUCAUUAUAGGUACUGAAGAUGAUUUUUAUUAAAUUAGUCUUUGAUGAAAAACUUAUAGAUAAGGCUAGAUAAUCAUUUUUGUAAAGCUGAGAGCCAAUCGACGCUACUCAUUUAUGUUUAGUAAGUUGUAACUAUAACUUACUGAUAUUUAUAUUGUGAUAUAAGUUAGUUUAAUAUGUACCUAAUUGGUAUAAUGACAGCUGUGAAUACUAACUUAAGUUAGAAAUAAGUUACAAAGUACUUACCUCGCGACCAAUAAAGUAAAAUUGUUUGUAAAUGUUCACUCCGAAAUUAGCACGUUAAACUGUAGGUCCCGGCUGUCAUUGAACAUCCUUGGCAGUCGUUACGGGUAGUCAGAAGCCAGUAAGUCUGACACCAGUCUAACCAAGAGGUAUUGGGUUGCCUGGGUAACUGGGUUAUGGGAGUCAGUUAGGGCAGUCGCUUCUUGUAAAGCACUGGUACUCAGCUGCAUCCGGUUUGACUGGAAGCCGACCCCAACAGGCUCGGAGGAUGAUGAUGACAAACAGUAAUUAUUUUGAAUUAAUGUUUCAAGAUGAAAUGAAGUGGAGAUAUUCUCAAAUAAGAUAUUGUAUGUGUAUUUGUAAGUUACCUAAUAAAUUAAAAUAAGUACAUAUCAUGAAUUUGUAUUGUGUUCAGUAGAGCGCUAGAUAUGUUAAGUACAAUGUAUGCCUUAUUACAUGAUACUACUAAGCUAUUUAUUAUUUACUUUUAUAAUUUUACAAAUAAGCGACACUUCGUCAAUAUAAUUUAUACAAAAAUGUUGCCAGCGACAAACAUUUUUGUUAGUUUUUUAAUAUUUUUAACCGCGACAUAUGAUUCACAUCCGACUGAGAUCCAAUCACGACUCAAUUACGACCGAAGCGUAUGCGGCAUUCCGCAAUUCUUCUUUUAAUAAACGUUUUUUUCAGUUUCUGUGAUUCAAUAAUAAAAAUGAUUCAGAAUGCCCGCUGAGGUUAAAACUGCUAUUGCGAUUCAAUUUUGAAAUGAUUAACUUAGCAGAAUCGGGCUCCUGUAUGUCUGUUUGUGCAAGAUUAUUUCUCAGUUGGGAUAAACCGAUUUUGAUUCCGUUUUCUUGUUAAACUUAGAAGAAGAUUUUUUUUUUUGUAAUAAGUUUUUAUUUAUACCUAGUUAUUCUAUGUACAAUCAUACAUUAUGUAGACUGUAUGUUACGAGUAUUAUAGUUUAACUAGAAAAUAGUGUUAUUGUAAGCAGAAUAUUAUUGUAACAAAUAUACUGAGGAGGCAAAUAAAACUAUCAACCUUAA